UAAUAUGUUUUCUCUAUCAUCUAAUCAUAGCGAUUGCAUUUUUGUGCAGUAGAUGAAAUUUAAAAAUUACAUUGGCCGGCAGCUUCGCCCUUCGCAGCUGGCGGCGGAGCUGCUGCCGGCUGAUCAACAAUGGUGUGCGCUCUGCCAUCAAGCGAUUCCGAAGAAAUUUUUAGCCGCCCAUCAGCAGCUUUCUUCCCAUCGUCAAGCGGCACGAAAGAUCAAUAAGCUGAAAGGAUUAUCGUUAAUGAUGUGGGAAGCUCAUCGUGGCGCCCCAUUAAGCGAAGAAAGCGCAAAAGAAACCGAUAUUGCUCGAGAAUUCGAACACUUCCGGAAGGACCAACAACGCCGCGAGCGGGCUGAAUUAGAAGCCUGGCGAGUUUCAUCUGGCUUUUCAAAAUAGGUUCUAAUCGGAGAAUGUUAUCAACCUGAGGUGAUUGACGGGAUUAUUUCCUUUGAAAGACAAAAAAAAGAAGGCAUCUGGUUUGACACUAGUGUUCCAUUUUAUAAUUAGAUUGUGAAAUUGCGUAGGUCAAAGUAUAAGAAGGGUGACAUUAUUCCUUUCAAUAUCCUACACGCUUUCAGU
Phytomonas sp. Hart1 is the source of this 583-nucleotide messenger RNA. The record is from the annotation of a GenBank genome assembly. Lineage: Eukaryota; Euglenozoa; Kinetoplastea; Trypanosomatida; Trypanosomatidae.